GGACUUGUUUUUUGGAGUUUGGAUCCACUUUCCCGUCCAUUCCCUGUUUGUUCUUUUCGUUACCGAAAACAAAACAAAAGAAUAGAAUAGAAAUACGGUAAAGCAAAGAUGCUACACUCAUCUUUUAUAUCCAAAUCAAAUUGUACCAGGUUUCCUCCUGUCGAUUCCCCAAAUGCAACCCUUUCUUCCUUUGGAGCUUCUUAUCUUCUUCAAAUGGGCUUUUAGUUUGGGUAAUUUAUUGACCUACGAUAGUGAUUCUUUAGAUUGAAAUGGAGUAGAAUUGCAUCGAGUGGGCGACGACUUUCAAGUAAGGUAUAUUGCAAGGCAAGGAGCCGUGACAAGCAUAGGACAGAAAACGUGUAUGGGCGUCAGUCACGAGAGCGGGUACUUGAGGAAGAAGACCCUGAAAUGGCUAAAACCACCCCAUCCUUCAAAAUUUUCCCAGGUCAGGCAUUUCCAUUAGGUGUAUCAGAGGUUGAUAACGGGAUCAAUUUUGCCAUAUUUUCACAGCAUGCAACUGCAGUUACACUUUGCUUAUCACUUCCUCAGAGGGGAGAACUCAACAAGCUGGAUGGUGGAAUGAUCGAAUUUUCUUUGGACCCUCGUCUCAACAAAACUGGAGAUAUUUGGCACAUAUGCAUUGAGGAUUUUCCCCGGAGCAAUGUUCUCUAUGGUUAUCGCAUAGAUGGUCCCAAAAACUGGGACCAAGGGCAUCGAUUUGACUACAACAAUGUUCUUAUAGAUCCUUAUGCAAAGCUAGUAGAAGGUCGUCGAACUUUUGGAGAUCCAAAGCAUAAAUUAUCAAAAUUUCUUGGAACUUACGAUUUUGAUAGCUUGCCUUUUGACUGGGGAGACGACUACAAGCUCCCAAAUAUCCCUGAGAAAGAUCUUGUUAUAUACGAAAUGAAUGUUCGUGCAUUUACUGCUGAUGAAUCUAGUUGCUUGGAUCAAAAUAUAUGUGGCACUUAUGCCGGUCUGAUUGAGAAGAUCCCACACCUUCUAGAACUUGGAAUCAAUGCAGUGGAGCUGCUUCCGGUCUUUGAGUUUGACGAGUUUGAGUUUCAAAGGCGCCCCAAUCCCAGAGAUCACAUGAUCAAUACGUGGGGUUACUCGACAAUAAAUUUCUUUGCUCCUAUGAGUCGUUAUGCUUCUGGUGGCGGAGGAGCUGUUGGUGCUUCUUGGGAGUUCAAAGAAAUGGUUAAAGCCUUGCAUGGGGCAGGAAUUGAGGUGAUAUUGGAUGUUGUCUAUAAUCACACUAAUGAAGCUGAUGAUAAGCAUCCUUAUACCACUUCUUUUCGUGGCAUAGAUAACAAGGUUUAUUACAUGGUGGACUUAAACAACAAAGGUCAACUGCUAAACUUCUCUGGCUGCGGGAAUACAUUAAAUUGCAAUCAUCCUGUUGUCAUGGAGCUCAUACUUGACAGCUUAAGACACUGGGCUGUUGAAUAUCACGUAGAUGGAUUUCGAUUUGACCUUGCUAGUGUACUUUGUCGAGGCUCAGAUGGUUCUCCACUUGAUGCACCUCCACUUAUCAGGGCUAUUGCCAAAGAUGCUACCUUAUCAAGGUGCAAAAUUAUUGCUGAACCUUGGGAUUGUGGGGGGCUUUAUCUUGUUGGCAGUUUUCCUAAUUGGGACAGGUGGGCUGAGUGGAAUGGGAGGUACCGUGAUGAUCUAAGAAGAUUUAUAAAGGGUGAAACCGGUAUGAAAGGAGCAUUUGCGACUCGUGUUUCUGGAUCUGCCGACCUCUACUGUAAAAAUAAACGCAAGCCAAACCAUAGCGUUAAUUUUGUCAUUGCACACGAUGGCUUCACCCUCCGUGAUCUUGUUUCAUACAAUUUUAAGCACAAUGAAGCCAAUGGAGAAGGUGGAAAUGAUGGAAGCAAUGACAACUUUAGCUGGAAUUGUGGGUUUGAAGGUGAAACUGACAAUGCUGGUAUUGUAGCCCUGCGCUUCCAGCAAAUGAAAAACUUUCAUUUGGCAUUGAUGAUAUCACAGGGAAUUCCAAUGAUGCUAAUGGGAGAUGAAUACGGGCAUACACGAUAUGGGAAUAACAACAGUUACGGGCAUGAUACGGCUCUUAAUAAUUUCCAGUGGCAGCAGGUGAAUUUUUAUCAGCUUUUCAUUUUAUACAACUUUGAUCCAUACAGUACUUGCUUUAUGGUAUUCUCUAUGUUGAAACAGUUGACUGCAAGGAAGAGUGACCACUUUAGGUUUUUCUCGGAGAUGAUACACUAUCGGCGAAAGCAUCAAGUAUUUUGUCAUGAAAAUUUUCUCACCAAAAGAGAUGUGACGUGGCAUGAGGAUAACUGGGACAACCCUGAGAGCAAAUUCCUCGCAUUUACGCUUCAUGAAAACAAUGGUGGAGAUAUCUAUCUAGCAUUCAAUGCUCAUGACUUCUUCGUUAAAGUUUCUAUACCUCCAGCACCAACGGCAAGGCGUUGGUUCCGUGUGGUAGACACCAAUCUUGGGUCGCCGGAUGAUUUUGUGGGCGAAGGAGUCCCUGGAAUUGGCAGCACCUACAAUGUGGCUCCGUACUCUUCCAUUCUUCUUGAAGCUAAAUAAUUACGAGCUGACCCCACUCCAGAUGGAUGGAUCAGAAAAAGAAUUUAGGACGCCAUGUGUAGGAUCAGAUUUGGUAUAGUAUUUGCAUGAUUGUAUGCAAACUUCUUUAAGUUUUAACAUUUGAAAAAUUAAAAUAAUUUAGCAAUAAUCGAUUUAAUAUCUAAA
Messenger RNA from Hibiscus syriacus, 2727 nucleotides. Its product is annotated as isoamylase 3, chloroplastic-like. Lineage: Eukaryota; Viridiplantae; Streptophyta; Magnoliopsida; Malvales; Malvaceae. Bases 409 to 2562 code for a protein of 717 amino acids. The transcript is spliced from 23 exons. The record is from RefSeq and is a predicted model, not a curated record. Gene Ontology annotation, molecular function: hydrolase activity, hydrolyzing O-glycosyl compounds. Gene Ontology annotation, biological process: carbohydrate metabolic process.